Molecule: messenger RNA, 1377 nt
Organism: Mizuhopecten yessoensis (Yesso scallop)
Lineage: Eukaryota; Metazoa; Mollusca; Bivalvia; Pectinida; Pectinidae
Product: TNF receptor-associated factor 6-like
Exons: 4
Coding region: 43-576 (177 amino acids)
Source: RefSeq, a predicted model, not a curated record
UGACAUCUCAGGCGCGAAGGCUGAACAAGAAUAAGUUGCAAAAUGUCGACUUCUGUGUUAGAGGCCACACAAAAUGUGUACGAACAGAGAUUUAAUUGCAUUGUUUGCCUGUCUCCACGUCUAAAAAUGGUUUAUGGAAUGUGUCAGCAUCGGGUGUGUGAGGACUGUUUAUACAAUGAUGAUAUCAGAAGGCCAAGCUUUGAUAAAUGUCCAGCAUGUUUGAAGGAAGACAUGUUUCCCUUACUCAGACCUGAUAUUCCAGAAGAUAGCAUUGAAGGUCAGAAGUGCUUGGGCGUACGGUCAUGUCCAAAUGAAGGCUGCAAUGUGGAAAUGUGGGAAUGGGAAGUGGAAUCACAUCUUGUGGUGUGUCCAAACAGAAUGCAGAAGAGUGGGGUAAAAAAGAAGAGACCAUCAUUACCUGAAAAUUGCAGUGAAAGUGAAAAGAAACUAAAAUCACAAUCCAAAGCAGAGGUUGGAUCAACAAGAGUGCUAAGAUCUAAAUCGUUAUCAGUACGUGUGUCUGGGACAAGAAGAAUGUACAGACGUUCUCGGAAUAGCACCAAUAUUUUGACAUAACUCUUGAGAAAGAAACUUUGUAAUUGCCAAGUUUUGUGUGCUCUAUUGGUAAUUAAUCGUCUAUGUAUCGCCCAUACCCUACUUGAAAGCCCAACAUUUACAAAUUCCAGUUUGAAUUUUAUUAUUCACAAUUUCGACAUUUUCUCUGAUAUUCACACUCCAACACACCUGCAUUUGUUGGCGUAAGACUAUAUAGAUACAUAGUAAAUUACCUAGAGCUGAUGAUUGAUUAUAAUCGGAAAUUGAAUUCUGUUUGCCCUUUCUGAUUCCGAUUAUCGAUUACUUAAUCUAUAUAAUAGACUUAUUAUUGAAAUCAAAGUGUCAAAUUUAUGCAAUGUAAAGUAUGCAUUGAAAUUCAUUUAUUCUUUUUUUUCUUUCUAUAUGAUUGACAAAACAACAUUAAAGCUGCUCGCAAUCAAUUCAUUAUAAAAUAAUUAAACCUUAUGUAUAGUCACUUGAUAUAAAAAUAGUGUUUUCACUUUAUUUUGGUAUUCAGUCCCAUGAAAAUAUAAACCAAUUAUGCAAUCGGUUUUAACUUUCGAUUACAAACCGAUUGUUGAUUAUGAUUUUAAACUGACAGAUUGCCCAUCACUAAUAUUUACUGAAUGUAUAAGGACCCCUGUGCCACUGCCGUCCUUAAAUGACUUAGCUGUUUAUAGGACGUCAAACUUUCACAAAAACCAAACCACUGCCAAUUCUAUAGGCAUGCAUUGUAAACUUUUUUCCCAACUUAGCUCUAGCUUUAAUAAGUUGCUUUCUGAAAAGAAAUCCACACCUUUUUUGAAAAAAAGGAUAAAGAAA